Molecule: messenger RNA, 735 nt
Organism: Zychaea mexicana
Lineage: Eukaryota; Fungi; Mucoromycota; Mucoromycetes; Mucorales; Lichtheimiaceae
Product: pseudouridine synthase
Exons: 1
Biological process (GO): mRNA pseudouridine synthesis; tRNA pseudouridine synthesis
Cellular component (GO): nucleus; cytoplasm
Molecular function (GO): pseudouridine synthase activity; RNA binding
Source: RefSeq, a predicted model, not a curated record
AUCGCGUUGCAAGUGUCUUACCUAGGGUGGAAUUACUAUGGAUUCACAUCAUCAAACGCCCACACUGAAAAAACCAAUCCGACUGUUCAAGGGCAGUUGAUGAAAGCUCUUUUACAAGCCAAACUCAUUCAAGAUCCUGACAGCUGUGAAUUUACGCUUAGCGGAAGAACCGACACUGGCGUAAGCGGUAUGGGCCAAGUCAUUGCACUCAACGUGCGCAAAACAUCCGGUAGCGAUUUACCGUACCUACGCAUGCUCAACAGCGCAUUACCGCCUGAUAUCCGAGUAUUAGGAUGGACACCGGUCCCUGACAGUUUCAAUGCGCGUUUCGACUGUCGAUCCCGGACCUAUCACUACUAUUUUCCAGCCAACAAUGACAUAUGUAUUGAUCGAAUCAGAAAAGCAGCCACGUAUUUACUCGGCGAGCACGAUUUCCGCAACUUUUGCAAGUUCAAUCCGUCCAAAAACCUUGCGCAUUAUCGUCGUACCAUUCUUUCUGUCAAUGUAACUACUACUACUAGUGCUGAUAAGCACAGACCCUCUUUUGCUCGACUCGAAAUCAAAGGCACCGCGUUCUUGUGGCAUCAAGUACGCUGCAUUGUAUCCAUCCUGUUACUCGUUGGCCAACGUCUUGAAGAACCUGAGGUCGUGCAAUGGUUGUUGGAUGUCGAUAGAGUGCCUGGCAAACCUGAGUAUCCUUUGGCAAGCAGUUUACCUUUGGUGUUGUAUGAAUGU